Closterium sp. Yama58-4 is the source of this 3138-nucleotide messenger RNA. The record is from the annotation of a GenBank genome assembly. NCBI's taxonomy places the organism in Eukaryota, Viridiplantae, Streptophyta, Zygnematophyceae, Desmidiales, Closteriaceae.
AUGGCCGGUCGCGAAUUGAAGGCGCUGUUGAACAGUGGCGAGCAGGGCGCUACCUACACUGCUACGAUCUCGAUCGCAGGCGCCACUGUGGAGCUCCCCCCCGAACAGAGGAAGUGCUUCUCUGAUGAAAAGCACCCUUUCACCGCAACCUCAUUCGACUUUCUCGCCUGCGUGGUAGUUCGGAAGUGCGUGUCCCCGUCUCUUCAGGAGGCAGUUAAGGUGGUGCCCUCCAAUGUUGUCGCGGACAUCGUCGCUGGACGUGAGGACGUGCAUGUGGCCUUUGACGGCUUGGUUGGUUGCAAGAUGGUCGCGUUCUGCAUCUGGUCCGAGGAGGUGAGCGACAAGAAGGCCUCUAACGCGGGCAUGUUGCUGCUCUUGCGGCCGGACCACCUGGGGCUUGACGCGACCGCUCCCUGGAAAACUCGCUUUGUCCGCGUCUGUCACCCCACACCCGCGGCUGAGCAUCUUGCCGGGUGGUUUCACGGUCGCGUCUGCCUAUACUACGGGAACGACUCGGUCCAGUGCGUCCGGGCAGGGCAGCUGGGCGAGCCGACACGCCUCGUGGACCUGGACAUCUCAUCCUGGAAGGCCCCUUGCGGUUCACUCGCAUGUGGGUUCGCGUUCGACAGAGUCCUCAACGACCUCGACGCGGUUGUUGGACACGAACCUGCUCCUCGCAUCGCGAAGCCGAUUGCUAGGACGCUGACAACUUUGCGACAGGAUGCGAAACGUGCCGGUGAAGAGCUCGCGUUCAGGUCCCGAUGCGGCAUCGCGGACGGUCAUGGGGGGGAUGCCCACGGCGGUGACCGCGAGAAGUCGCACGAACAACCAGCGGGAUCUCACGUUUCCGGUCGUGAUAACGUCGCUCUCAACACAGCUCUUGCGCUCGCGAACACAGGGGAGGGGGACCAGGGGAAACCGGACAACAAGGAGGAGGGCUCGAGCUCCGACCGCGAAGAGGACGCCGCUGUUAACGCGCAGGAGGGUGGGGGUGACGGGAAUGCAGAGGAGGAGGCGGACGAGGGCGAGGGACACGGUCGCGAUCAAGACGAAGGGGAUGCCGCGGAGGAUGACCAGCGCGGUGAUUUGGAGCUCGAGGGUUCGGACGAGAUGGACGAAGAGGACGAAGAAGAGGACGAGGAAGAGGAGGAGGAGGUGGAGGAAGUCGCGGCCACCCAUGCCGGGCGUCCAACGGGCGCGGUAGCGGGAGCAGGGAAGAGUAUUCGCGGUCUGCAAGCUGUGCUGUCCCCCCGCCCCGGGAGCGCGACCCACUCGGGCGAGUACGCGGGCAAGAGUCCGGUCUUGGGCAAGCGGAAACACGCGGAGCUGGUGAAGAUGGCUCCGGAGAAGCUGGCCGCGGAGAUCCUCCGUUUGAACCAGCAGCUGGAAAAUCAGAAGCGCAAGCUGGACGAGGUCGCGUCCGCGGUGCCCGAUGCUGAAUUCGCGGUGGUGAUCACGCAGAAGUACGAGGAUCUUGAGGCCACGGUGGAGAAUGCGCUAACCCACGCGCGGAACACGGAGCUGGUGGUUCGCAGGGAGGCCAAGCUGGCCGCGAAGGACAGGUCGGAGAAUCGCGACAUGCGGGAGAAGAAGCUCACGGACGAGGUCGCGCGGAAGAUCGACGGCGCGUCAUCAAACAUCGCGGGUACCGCCGAGAAAGCGAUCCACACGAGUGGCGUCACCAGCUCCCUCAACAUCAUGAUCGCGAUGCUAUCCGGGCGUGCCGCACCGCAGCAGGUCCCGGUUGGAACGCAGGGGCAGGUGGUGGACGAGGUAGCGGCGAAUGAGGGUGGGAAUAAGGCCGCGGACAAGGAGAGUGGGAAGAAGGUCGCGGAUAAGGAGAGUGGGAAGAAGGUCGCGGACAAGGAGACGGGGAAAAGGGUCGCGGACAAGGAGACAGGUAAGUGUGAGAGCAGCAGGGGUGGGAAGCGGCAGAAAGGGGUCGCGAUCCAUAGCGUCGUCGACCUUCUUAAGAAGGGGGGAGCGGUCGUCGACCGUGCUGCAGGGUCCACCUGGGGAGCUGCAGCUGCUGCUGCUGGGCCACCGCCUGCGACCUCGGGUGGGGAAGCUGGUAAAGGCAAGGCCAAGGUCGAGGACGCCCCGCCCGCCUCCACCACCACCCCACCCGCCAUCACCACCGCGAUUCUGCCCGCGUCGGGCUACUCCGCCUCGGUCGCGCCUGGACAGCCGGGACCCAGCUCUAUCGCCCCUGCCAUCCCCCCCUCUGCAGAUGUGAAGGCGAAGAAUCAGGGCCGCAGUGGUUGUAAGCCUCCUGCAGCCGCGGUGAAGACUGAACGCGACGAUGACGACUCGGACGCGGACGAUGAGGUUGAGAUGGUGCUGCAGAGGUUGUGCGGGCCGGGCGACACCAGCGGCGCAGGCGGCAAGCGCAAGGGCUGUGGGAUCCGCCCUCCGCCCAGGGGUGGGGAGGGGAUGGUGGGCGAACCGUGGCUGGGCGGGAGACGUCGCUGGCUCGGACAUCACUCUCUCCAGGAGGUGCAGUACCUGACCGCGAUCGCGGUGAUGUGUUACGACAAGAAGAUAGACGCCGGGCUCAAGCUGACUGCGCAGCAGAAGAGUGAGUGGGCUGAGGACAUCUCCGCGGCCGGGACUUUGUGCACCGGAAUUUUCACCACCAUGCACCUUCGCAACCUCUGCGGCAAUGUUGACAGGUACCACCACAUGUUCAAGACAUACCGCGACCUCACCCGCCGCGGGUCCCCGAUCAGCAACACGAUAGCCUGGGCGGCCGCGGUGGGGAAGGAGGCUGCAGAUGAGGAGCCCGAUGUCACCGGCGCCCAAGACUGUUCGCUGCUUGCCGGCACGCCUGAGGAAAUGGCCCGCGGUCACGCCACGAUCGUGACCGCGGUUUUCAAUCGUGCCAGGAAGGAGAAUGAACGCAAGCAAGCCCCCGAGGUUACACCGAAGGUGAUCGCGGAGAAGAUUGAGACCGCGGUCGUGAACCGCCUUGGCGCGCGACUUGGCGACCCCACAAUGGUCGCUAUGGUCGCGCACGAGGCGGUAGACGUGCUGAUGACCUGGUGCGACUGCAAGAUCGCGGCCAAGACGACGGAGGCCAACGGGCUCUACCUCGCUUUGCCGGAGAAGCGGCUGUCCGCGAAGAAGAGGUCCGCGUGA